AUGGAGCUGAGAAUUGUGCGGUUACUCCUUCCUGGCCUUUUGCUCUUCAUCGCGCUGCAUCGCUGUUCAUCACGACCAUGUUUAGAUCCGAUUAUUUCACCACUCUAUGCCUCCUCGUUCUGGGCCUCCUCCAGAUACAAUUUUCUCUAUUCUGCUCAUUUUGCCAAACUCCAUGGGAGCAGUGGCUGGUCUCCGGCCCCAGGAGACACACAGCCAUGGCUGCAGAUCAAUCUGGGUAGGAAGUAUCGGAUCGUCGCUAUUGCCACACAGGGUACCUUCAACUCUUACGACUGGGUGACGAAGUACACACUCCUCUAUGGAGACCGUUUUGAUGCUUGGACUCCUUACAUCAUGAAAGGAGGCAACAUGACAUUACCUGGCAAUUGGAACUACUACCAGGUGAAGAGGAAUGUCUUUCACUAUGCCUUUACUGCUAAACACCUGCGACUCCUACCAAUGGGCUGGAACACGGAAAACGGUGGAAAGAUCGGUGUAAGGCUUGAGGUCUACGGCUGUCCCUAUGACUCAUACGUGAUGCAUUUUGAGGGGGAUGACAUGGUGGCGUACUCAUUUCCUGGUGGGUCACUAAGAAGCUUGCAGGACCACUAUGCUUUGAACUUUAAGACACUUGAGAAAGAUGGUGUGUUGCUGUACAGCGAAGGCAUCCAGGGAGACUUGAUCAUGCUAGAGCUGAAGACUGGACGACUCUACCUGCAUAUAUCCCUGGGAAGUAGUACAGUGCAUAACAUGAACGGCAUGACCACAGUGAGGCUGGGGAAUCUUCUGGACACACAGCACUGGCACUUUGUCACCAUUAAACGCUAUGGCCAAGAUCUCAACUUCACGCUAGACAGCCAGACUGAGCAUGUCUCCCUCGGUGGCGAGUUUAACUAUCUGGACCUGGACAAACAGAUAUAUGUAGGUGGUGUGAUUGAGAAAGACUCACCUCACCUCCCAGGUAAGUUCAACUUCCGUGGCUGCUUAGAGAAUGUCUUCAUCAACGGAAUCAACAUCAUUUACAAGACCCAGUAUCAAGAUCCAGAUGUACGGUUUGCUCCCAAAAAGAAAAAGAUGCACUACACGUGUCGUGACCUUCUUUGGAGACCCAUGACCUUUGCGGGACCCAACAACUACCUGCAGGUGCCUGGGUUCUUUAGGAAGAGCCGAUUGGCAGUGAAGUUCAAGUUCCGGUCUUGGGACUACACAGGAUUGCUGAUGUUCACCAGGUUUGCUGAUGAUUUGGGAUCUCUGGAGCUUGGAUUGAGUGAGGGUCAAGUCAACAUCACGCUCACGCAACCAGGGAACAAGAGACUCCGCUUCGCUGCAGGAUAUCGUUUAAAUGAUGGUUUCUGGCACACGGUGGAUCUGGCUGCUAGAGACAACUUGCUGUCAGUCACUGUUGAUGAGGAUGAGAGCUCGCCAUUGAAGAUCACCAACCCGUUUAUCGUUCGUACCGGAAACACCUACUUCUUUGGAGGCUGUCCUAAGACCAACAAUACAGAACGCUGUGUGACCAAGCUGGCACGCUUCCAUGGGUGCAUGCAGCAGAUCUUUAUCGAUGAUGAGCCUGUGGACAUUGACGUGAUGCUGCAGAGGAAAUGGGGCAGGUACACGGAGCUGCUGCUGGGGACGUGUGGUAUCACUGACCGGUGCAGUCCAAACCCGUGUGAACACGAGGGCAGGUGCAUCCAGUCCUGGAAUGACUUCCUGUGCAUCUGCAACAACACUGGGUACAAAGGGGAAGUGUGUCACAACUCUGUCUACCGGGAGUCGUGUGAAGCCUACAGACUGAAUGGAAAGUAUUGGUCCGGCAACUACACCAUUGACCCAGACCUGAGUGGCCCGCUCAAGCCUUUCACUGUCUACUGCAAGAUGAAACUGAACAAAGCCUGGACCAUCAUCCAGCACAACCGUGUCGAGAGGACCAAAGUGACCGGUUCCAGCUUGGAUCAGCCUUAUAUAGGAGACGUCCAGUACGUGAACGCCUCGUGGGACGAGGUCACCGCUUUAGCCAACACGUCACUGUAUUGUGAACAGUGGAUCGAGUUCUCAUGCUACAAGUCACGCCUUCUAAACACUUUAAAUGGAAGGCCUUAUAGUUUUUGGAUUGGUCGGCAUAACCAGAGUCACGAAUACUGGGGCGGAUCUUUCCCUGAGAGUGGCAAAUGUGGCUGUGCCAUCAAUCAAACCUGCACCGACCCCAAGUUCUUGUGUAACUGUGAUGCAGAUUAUCGCCAAUGGUAUUCAGAUAAAGGUUACCUGAUGUUCCGUGACCAUCUGCCUGUCAGGAGGGUUGUAGUUGGAGACACAAACCGCCCCGGCUCAGAGGCCCAGUUCAGUGUCGGACCACUGCGCUGUUCUGGAGACAGAAGUAUCUGGAAUACAGUAGCCAUUACCAAGCCCACCUAUAUGACCUUCCCAACCUUUAAACCUGGCACCAGUGCUGACAUCACCUUCCACUUCAGGACCUACCGCACAAACGGUGUUUUCCUUGAAAACUCAGAUGACCAUCUACGCAAUUUUAUCAGGAUCGAGCUGAACUCUACUACCGAGGUGGUGUUCAUCUUCAUGGUGGGUGACGGGAUUAGGAAUGUGACCCAGCGCACUACCAAACCGCUCAACGAUAACGAAUGGCACUACGUGGAGGCUGAGAUUAAUGCCAAAAUGGCACGUCUCAAAGUGGACUUCUAUCCUCCGGCUAUCCAUAAGUUCCCUGGGCAAACCUACAUCAGCAUGGAGUUCACUCAACCCCUGAUUGUAGGUGCUGCAAAUCACACUCUAAGACCAUUCUUGGGUUGUCUGCGUGGCCUCCGAAUGAACGGUGUCCCUGUGGAUCUGGAGGGGAAGGUUGAUGAGCGCACAGGGAUCCGGAGGAAUUGCACUGGAGCGUGUCUUAACGCCUCCAUCCCCUGCCGGAACGGAGGGCAGUGCAUUGAUGGCUACGCCUCGUACUCCUGCGACUGCAACAACACAGCCUUCGACGGUUAUUACUGCCAUCUCGAUAUAGGAGCAUUUUUUGACGUGGGUGCUUGGCUGCGCUACGACAUCCGUAAAGAGCCCAUUUCAGAGGAUGCCUGGUGGGCGAACUUCUGGAUUGAGCCACACUGGCACCACUUCAUGUUGGGCUACAACACCACCACGGAUGACAUUGAGUUUAGCUUCAGCACGCAGCAGACUCCAGCCGUGCUGCUCUACAUCAGUUCCUUCCACAAAGACUACAUCGCUGUGCUGCUCAAGAAAGACGGUACUCUCUCCCUGAGGUAUCGUCUGGGUUUAUUAACGCAUAAAUUUCAGCUGACUACCAGGAACCUGGCUGAUGGCUUCCCUCACUUUGUCAACAUCACCAGACACAAUUACACCGUAUGGACCCAGGUGGAUUACAUGGAGCCGUGGGUGGAGAGAUUAACUCCAGGGGAGAUUCCCAGAUUUGACUCACCAAAGAGUAUCUUUCUUGGCCGUGUCAUGGAGGUUGGCGAUAUUGAUUACGAUGUUCAGAGACACAACAGUCCAGGAUUAGUGGGCUGCAUAUCGGGGGUCCGUUAUAACAUCUUUGCACCACUGAAGGCGUAUUUCCGGCCCAACGUCACCAACCCACCUGUCACCACCCAGGGCUACGUGGUGGAGUCAAACUGCGCUGCGUUCCCUCCUGUCCUAGGCUACGUGCCCUGGGAGGACGACCCCUGGUUCACUGGAAUAUUCUUUGAUUAUAUUCAUGAUGAUGUGACUCCACCUUGGAUGACGUUGAUCGUCACCGUGUCACUGAUGCUGCUGUUCCUCAUGCUGUAUGGGAUGUACAUUUACCUGUACAGAUAUAAAGGCAGCUAUCACACAAACGAGCCGAAAAACCUGGAGUCGCCCAGUUCUGCUCGUCCUCUCACCGAAACGCUGCGCAAGGAGAAGAAGAACCUGUCGGAAAUCCAGGAGGAGGCGAUUGGUGAAUAACAUCUUGAGAGAAACAGGGUCCAGGGGAACGUGGGGAGGGGUGGGGUGUUGAGGAGUAGGGGGCUUUGGGGUAAUCAAAGGAAAGGAAGAGGAAAUGAUGGAAAGGAUAGAUGAAACGGGUUAAGUUACAAUUCUAGAACAUGCCUAUAUUGAGUCUUUAUACUUUUCAUUUCUAUUGUGUACUUCUGGUAUUUUUUCUGCCCCUGGUGUCCAUUGGUGGUAAUCGGAUGUUAAUCUGACAUCUGGUGCUUUUUGGCUCAACAUUUGCAGGGUUCAUCAGAUCCGUGUCCCGUAAUGCAGUGCUGGCCAAAGUAAGUGCCUCAGGAAUGGAUAACGUUUAGGAAGAACCGACAGGCUCGUUUGUGUCGACAGUGCUGUGUUUAAGAAAUCCAGGUUUCUUAAAAAGUAAAAAGAUGAGAGAAAAAUUAAAUGCACAACAAAGAACAAACAAAAAAAAAAUCACCUGGCAUUUUACUAAUGUACAUGUUUACAAAGAUUGUAUCUAUUUCUGGUAAACUAUAAAUAUAAAUUUGCAUGCAAAAGUUUGCGCACCCCUAGUCAAAUUCUAUACACAGUGUUGAAUUUUGACCUUUUUUGAAAUCACUUAAAUCUACUGCAUAUGCAUAGUUGCAUAGUUAUUUUAUAUUUAUUGAACCUAAAUAGGGGGCAUGGUGGCUUAGUGGUUAGCACGUUCGCCUCACACCUCUAGGGUCGGGCCUCCGCCUUGUGUGUGUGGAGUUUGCAUGUUCUUCCCGUGCCUUGGGGGUUUCCUCCGGGUACUCAUGGUAGGUUGAUUGGCAUCUCUGGAAAAUUGUCCCUAGUUAGUGAGUGCGUGAGUGAAUGAGUGUGUGUGUGUGUGUGCCCUGCGAUGGGUUGCCACUCCAUCCAGGGUGUAUCCUGCCUUCAUGCCCGAUGACGCCUGAGAUAGGCACAGGCUCCCCGUGACCUGAGGUAGUUCGGAUAAGCGGUAGAAAAUGAAUUAAUGAAUGAACCUAAAUAUUUUAUUUUAUAUGUUGUUUUGUAAUGAGAGUCUGAUGACUCUUCCAUGCAGAUCAUUUAAUUUUUUUCAUUGUUACUUACUACAGAGUUUGCGUUCAAUUCUUUUCACUUUAGAAAUCAAUACAAUUUGUAAUUUGGCUAGAGGUGUCUAAUCUUUGCAUACAACUCUAAAGCUUUGAAAUAUUCAUACAAGCUGAUGGGUUAGAAAUCUAUAUUUGUUAUAUUACUGCCUUCAUCAGUGAGUAGACUUGCAUAUGCCUGCAGGGUCGUAUAAACACUCUUUCGGCUUUCUCCGGUGUGCUUAGCACGUACGGUCACUGUAAUUGGAUGAAUAGUAUUUAGAACGAAAGAGAAACUAGUAAUAUAGCAUAAAUAUAUGUUCCCAUACUGGUCUUUUUUUUUUUUUUAAAUAUAUGGAGAAGAGCCAUAGUGAGCUUGAUCAUGCCUGUAUUAAUGCUAAAUGUUAUCUUACAUGUUAGGUCUUCCCAAUUUUCAAUCUUUUACAAAUCCUGCCCUGUGAAAUGACUACGGAAAACCGUUCUGUGUUUUAUGUCAGUACGCCUUGACUCAGGGUUGAAAGGUUCCUCUCGCUGGUUCCACUAAAUCGUAUCGUACAGUCAAGUCUAAAAGUUUCCGUCCAAUACCAAGUACUCGCUUAGAACCAGAUGUUUAAUUUGAUUAAUUUGUUUUAUUCAGGAAUACAUUAUUUAACUCCGGUUUAGCUCCACGUGCUUUGUUGAACCCCUACUACCCACCCACUACCACAAACACCACCACCACCACCAGCAGCCAAGUCCUCUGUCUGUUACAAGGUGCUGAUUCUGGAGACUCCCUCUAUAUCGUCGCUGUCAAGCGGAAUCCUCGUAUCUCCAAAACCGUUAUUUUUCAGGAAAUGAAUAAAACGCCGUACCUUAUCAGCAGUGCACAGGGUUUAGUCCGCGUUGCAGUAGAUUGUCUUGCGCUAAAUUCCUGUCCUCAGAUGAGCACCAGAACUAGCGGGGGUCAAGAUUUUUUUUUCUUUGAGCCCAGUGUUUUGAAGACAUUUACCUCAGAAGACGUGUUGAUUUGUUGCAACUCUUCUUGAGGAGAAAUAUGCCGCGAAGCUCUCCCGCGGAGUGAGGAAGAGGUGGACAGUUGAAGUGUCCAAUGGAGUUAUGAGAUUUGCGUUCAAGCUAUUUUCAAGACUUUAGAUUGGUUAAUAACUUGUAAAAAUAACAGACCCACGUGGGGACUGACCAAUAGCAUCGAUAUGUGAAAAAAUAUGAAAUUGACCAAAUUUGGACAUACGAGGUUUCCGCCCGACAGCGACGAUAUAUGACUUAUGGCUGCUGUUUUAAAAAAAACUUACUAUUUAAUUACUCGACCCAAGUAAUUCACAGUGUCAUCUCGGGGACUGGUAACUGUCACCAGUUGUAUUAUCUAUGAAUUAAUCUUUCUUUCUUUCUUUCUUGAUUACACAAUUUACUUGGUUCAUGUACAGUCGCUUAAUUCUAAUUUUUACAACAGAACAGACUUUUGGACUCGACUGUAAGUUCUGACAUUGACCAGCAUUUUCAAUUUCCUGAAGCUCAUAUUUUCUAAACCGAAACUUCCAAAUCUCACAACACGAGUGGAAGCGCUGAGAGGAAAUACUUCUGAUUAGUCGCUGAUGUCUGAUGCGUUUUUGUGUGUUUGGAGCUGAGCUCAAGCUGGAAUCUGAUAUGCAUAUGCGGUUAAGCAAUUAUUAUAAAUACCUACCUACCUUCACACACACACAUACACACACACACAAUUUUGUCCAGUAAUCCGUAUGGUUUCAAAUCGAAAUAUAAUUUCAUCUCGCUGCUGUUUUUGCUGAAACUAGCAAAGGAUAAUACUUUAUAUUCCAUGUACGUAGUUUAUCAUAUCUUUGAUCAUAUCGGCCAUUUCUGGCAAGUUUAAAAGAAAACUCCAUCCUGAACGACUUGCACAUUAAUCUUUAGAGAUACCGUGAACUUUUAGCGGCGGUUUAAUUUACUGAGAUACAAUUUCAUGUAUAUAUUUGUUUCAAUUUUUUUCAGCGAUGCAUUUGUCUGAUUUUGCUUUGAUUUACAGUUGAACGAUGCAGCGGCGCUUUAGUGCUUUAGUCUUCAGUCUUCAUCUUCGCUGUCGAUCGCUAACUAGCUGUACAAAAUCUUCAAUGUCUUCUACGAUGGAUUUCUCAUUAAUACAGUUAAUUUGAGACAAAUCAUUAAACACAUCACAAACGCAUGAAUGUAAACAAGCUUAACGUUUCACAGUGGAGUUUUCCUUUAAUCUUAGAGCUAUUGUUUUUAGUUUUGUAUUAAAUUUGACUCACAAAAGCUGACAAUUUCUUAUUUAAAAAAAAUAUAUAGAAAGUCAAAUCUCUGUUGAUCUGCCCAAAUGAAACAUUUGGUUAAAUGAUUGGUUAUGGGUUUACAUAAUAAUAUCAGUAAACUUUGUGGUAAAACUAUAAAAGCAGCCAACAUUAGCACCAAACAGAGCACUGUAAUAGAGGUUAUAAGUUUAAAGAUCUAAUAGCCGAACCACAUGAUUGUAGUUAAUUUUAAUAUUAGGGGGCGGUGGGGGACGUUGCGAUGAAGCACAGUGUUAAAGAUUUUUUCAUAUCCAGUUUGUUAAAUAAGGCCACAAUCCUUGUACAGUGAUGUAAAAACGAUAUAUACAGUACUGUA
Messenger RNA from Tachysurus vachellii, 7613 nucleotides. RefSeq names its product contactin associated protein 1 (gene cntnap1). The record is from RefSeq and is a predicted model, not a curated record. Lineage: Eukaryota; Metazoa; Chordata; Actinopteri; Siluriformes; Bagridae. The transcript is spliced from 24 exons. Bases 1 to 3942 code for a protein of 1313 amino acids.